AUGUGUGGCGCCGGCAUCAGCGUAUCUGCCGGCAUCCCCGAUUUUCGGACACCCGGGACGGGGCUGUACCAUCGCCUGGCAGAGUACGACCUGCCCUACCCCCAGGCCAUCUUUGAGAUCGACUUCUUCAGGCGCAACCCCAUGCCGUUCUACACCCUCGCCAGGGAGCUGUACCCGGGCACCUUCCACCCCACCCCCACCCACCACUUCCUCAAGCUGCUGGCGGAGCGGGGCCUCCUGCUGCGCUGCUACACCCAGAACAUCGACUCGCUGGAGGUGGCGGCCGGCCUGCCCCCGGACCUGGUCAUCCCCGCCCACGGCAACUUUGACUCCGCCAGCUGCGUCGCGUGCGGACGCUCCUACGACCCCGCCUACGUCCGCGAGGCACUGUUUGGCCAGGCGGACGGCAGCGUGGCCAUUCCUCGCUGCUCUUCCAAGGGGUGCAAGGGCCUCGUGAAGCCCGACAUCGUCAUGUUUGGGGAGGGCCUGCCGGCGCGGUUCUGGUCCUCGCUGGCCGACGACUUUGCGGCGGCCGACCUGCUCAUCGUCAUGGGCACCAGCCUGGUGGUCCAGCCAUUUGCCUCCCUCAUCGACCGCGUGGGGGAGGGCGUGCCGCGCCUGCUCAUCAACCGCGAGCUGGUGGGCGAGGGCGAUGCCGCGCUGCGCGCCGUGGGCUGGCGCAAGGGCUUCGAGUUCCCGCCGCGGCCGGCCGCCUGGCGCGACGUGGCGCAGCUCGGCGACUGUGAUGCCGGAACCAUGGGCACUGGUCCGCGGGACUUUCGCUUCAGCAUCGAUCGGGGAGGGACGUUCACCGAUGUGUUUGCAGAGUUUGUGGAUGCGGAGGGGAACCCCGGCCAGCGCGUGUUGAAGCUGCUGUCGGAGGACCCAGCAAACUAUCCGGAUGCCCCGAGGGAGGGCAUUCGCCGCAUCCUGGAGGCAGAGACGGGCAUUCCCCACCCGAGGUCCAGCCCCGUGGAUACCUCCAGGAUAACCUCCAUCCGCAUGGGCACGACGGUGGCCACCAAUGCGUUGCUGGAGCGCAAGGGUGAGCGCACAGCCCUGGUGGUCACCCGCGGGUUCCGAGACCUGCUCCAUAUCGGAAACCAGUCCCGGCCCGAGAUCUUCGACCUGGAGAUCUCGGCCCCAGACGUCCUCUACGAGACGGCGGUGGAGUGCGAUGAGCAGGUGGUCCUGCCCCUGGGAGACACACCCAGCAUCCGCGCGGGGAGGGACCCCGUGGGCGACGCCGCGCGGCAUCCCCUGGAGGGCAGAGCGGCUGUCGCGACCACGGGCGAGGCGGUGGUCGUGCGCCGGGCCCCCGACCUGGAGGACCUCCGCACGCGCCUGCUGGAGGUCAGGGAGUCCGGCAUCGCCAGCCUUGCCGUGGUGCUGAAGCACUCGGCCAUCUUCCCCGACCACGAGCGCGCGGUGGGGGAGCUGGCGCUGGAGCUGGGCUUCACACAGGUCUCGCUCUCCUCCUCCAUCAUGGCCAUGGUGAAGAUGGUGCCGCGGGGAUACACCGCGGCCGCCGAUGCCUACCUCACGCCCCACAUCCUCAGGUACAUCCAGACUUUCCAGGCUGGCUUCGAUGCGGGCAUCCAGGACACCCCCGUGUACUUCAUGCAGUCAGACGGUGGGUAUGUCGGGUAUGCGCUGACCACGCAGUGGGAGGGUGUGGACCCCGCCUCCCUCCAGCUCAUCGGCUUCGACAUGGGCGGUACCAGCACCGACGUGUCGCGCUACGCGGGCACCCUGGAGCACGUCUUUGAGAGCACCACCGCCGGGGUCACGAUCCAGGCGCCCCAGCUGGACAUCAACACCGUGGCGGCGGGGGGCGGCUCGCGCCUCUUCUUCGAGUCGGGCGUCUUCCGCGUGGGACCCGAAUCCGCUGGCGCUCACCCGGGUCCCGUCUGCUACCGCAAGGGCGGGCACCUGGCCAUCACUGACGCCAACCUGACGGAGGACCAGCCCCUGGACCUGGACGUCGCUAGGACAGCCCUGGCAGCGGUGACGGAGCAGGUGAAUGCGCACGGCGCGGCCGCCGGCGCGCCGCCCAAGUCGGUGGACGAGGUGGCGGUGGGCUUCCUGCGUGUGGCCAAUGAGGCCAUGUGCCGCCCCAUCCGCGCGCUGACUCAGAUGAAGGGGCACGACGUUUCCCGCCACGUCCUCGCCUGCUUCGGCGGCGCAGGCGGGCAGCACGCCUGCGCCAUCGCCGUCGCCCUCGGCAUCCGAACCGUCUUUGUGCACCGCUACUCCGGCAUCCUCUCCGCCGUCGGCAUCGGGCUGGCCCAAGUGGUCAAGGAGGCGCAGGAGCCGACGGCAACCUCGCUGAGCGAGGAGUCGCUGGCGCAGCUGCACCAGCGCUUGGACGCCCUGGAGGCCGAGGUGACGGGGCAGCUGGAGGCGCAGGGCUUCGGCCGGGGUCAGAUUGAGUGCGAGAGGUACCUCAACCUGCGGUACAGCGGGACGGACGUGCCGAUCAUGACCCUGACCCCCGAGGAUGGCAACUUUGCCGCCGCGUUCGAGGCGGGAUACAAGCGUGAAUUUGGAUUUGUGCUGGAGGGCCGGGACAUCGUGGUGGAUGACGUGAGGGUGAGGGGCGUGGGGACCUCUUCCGCAGCCCAGGCUGCCCACCCCACGCCAGAGCGCAAAGACGAGGUGCCCACCCCCGACGCCGUCGUGUCUGCCUACUUUGAGAUUGGGGGCCGGCAGGACACGCCCGCCUUCCUGCUGGGCCGGCUGGCACCGGGGCAGCGGGUGCCCGGCCCAGCUAUCCUCAUCGACGACAUCAGCACGAUCGUGGUUGAGCCGGGGUGCGCCGCUUUCCUCACCGCGGCGGGGGACGUGAGGAUCAGCAUCGGGGACGAGGCGGUGGGCGCGGGGGGCAAGCAGGGCUUGUCCCUGGAAGCAGACCCCAUCCAGCUGGCCGUGUUCUCCCACCGAUUCAUGGGCAUUGCGGAGCAGAUGGGGCGCGUCCUGCAGCGCACCUCCAUCUCGGUCAACAUCAAGGAGCGCCUAGACUUCUCCUGCGCGCUGUUUGACCCCGAGGGCCGCCUGGUCAGCAACGCGCCCCACCUACCCGUGCACCUCGGUGCAAUGUCUGAGGCGGUCCGUUUCCAGAUUGGGUACUACGCGCCAGACGGCGAGGGGUGCAGACUGCAUGGACCCCUGGAGGAGGGCGACGUGGUGAUGGCCAACCACCCUCAGCUGGCGGGUGGCUCCCAUCUGCCCGACAUCACGGUCAUCACCCCCGUGUUCAAUGAGGGCAAGGUCGUCUUCUUUGUCGCCUCACGCGGGCACCAUGCAGAUAUCGGGGGCAUCUCCCCGGGGUCAAUGCCCCCACACUCCCACCUCCUGGUGGAGGAGGGUGUGGCCGUGGUUUCAUACAAGCUCGUCUCCCACGGCAGGUUCAUGGAGGAAGGGCUGCGGGAGCUGAUGCUGGCGCCCGGGACGCGACCCGGCGACCCCCCGGGGGUUGUGGGCUCCCGCAACCUCUCCGACGUGGUCUCCGACCUGAAGGCCCAGGUGGCGGCGAACACGCGCGGCAUCGCGCUCGUGCGCUCGCUGAUCGGCGAGUACACGCUGCCCGUGGUCGGCGCCUACAUGGCCCACAUUCAGGCAGCGGCCGAGGCGGCUGUGCGCGACAUGCUCCGCGCCUUUGCCGCCACGCAGGGCCUGGGCGAAGGAGGAGUCGUGACCGCGCGCGACUCCAUGGACGACGGCACGCCCAUCUGCCUGGCGGUGCGCGUGGAUGCGGCGGCGGGGUCGGCGGUCUUCGACUUCACGGGCACGGGCGCCCAGGUGUGGGGCAACACCAAUGCGCCCCCGGCCGUCACCGCCUCGGCCAUCAUCUACGCGCUGCGCUGCAUGGUCACGCGCGACAUACCGCUCAACCAUGGCUGCAUGGCACCAAUCCAGGCGGGGGUGGUGGGCGGGAACGUGCUCACCAGCCAGCGCGUGACAGACGUGGUGCUCAAGGCCUUCCAGGCCGCGGCAGCCUCCCAGGGAUGCAUGAACAACUUCACGUUUGGGGACGAGGGGCUGGGCUACUAUGAGACGGUGGCCGGCGGUGCGGGCGCCGGGCCAGGCUGGCACGGGCGAUCCGGGGUGCACACCCACAUGACCAACACGCGGAUCACCGACCCCGAGAUUCUGGAGCGUCGGUUUCCGCUGGUCCUGCACCGCUUCUGCCUCAGACCAGGCACCGGUGGCGAGGGCAUGUGGCGCGGCGGCGAUGGCGUGGAGCGGGAGAUCGAGUUUCUGCGUCCCCUCACCGCCUCCAUCCUCUCCGAGCGACGUGCGCUGGCCCCUUUUGGCAUCCUGGGUGGCAGGCCUGGGGCCCGGGGCGUCAACCUGUGGCAACGCCGCGACGGCACCACCGUCAGCCUGGGCGGCAAGGCCACCGUCCAGGCCCAGGGCGGCGACCGCAUCCGCCUCCUGACCCCGGGCGGGGGGGGCUACGGCCCUCCGGAGGACGAGGCCGACCCCACCGCCGCGCUGGGUCGCGCGGUGGGCGACAUUCCCCGGCCGCGCCUGGCGGGCGGCAGCCUGGCAAAGUACCACGCGGACCAGCACUCUGCGUGA
This is a messenger RNA of Auxenochlorella protothecoides, 4584 nucleotides long. Its product is annotated as 5-oxoprolinase. Bases 1 to 4584 code for a protein of 1527 amino acids. Gene Ontology annotation, cellular component: cytosol. Gene Ontology annotation, biological process: glutathione metabolic process. The record is from RefSeq and is a predicted model, not a curated record. The transcript is spliced from 20 exons. Lineage: Eukaryota; Viridiplantae; Chlorophyta; Trebouxiophyceae; Chlorellales; Chlorellaceae. Gene Ontology annotation, molecular function: NAD+ binding; 5-oxoprolinase (ATP-hydrolyzing) activity.